AUGAUUCCAGUUUACGAAGGAGGAGGGAACGUGGAACAGAAUGAAGAGCUGAUGAAAAAUCUAAGGAUACCUCUUACAGAUUUCACUGAUGCGUCUAAGGAUUUGUUAUCCCCUUCCGACUCCAGCAUACAAAACGCACGAUCGCGGCUUUUGUCUGCCGCGAAAACAUAUCGUCCUUCCGCACCUCCGAAUCUUUCCCUGACUAGUUCCACUGCAAUGAAUACCUCUUUGAACAGUAUUAUUGUGGCUGAUAUAGCCAGAGGUGGUGACUCGCAAGGUGGAUCUGGUCUGAUGCAUUCGAACGCCCUGUUCUCGAUAACGUCGAAUCAGGAACAGAGUCUUCUCGGACACGGUCCCAAUCCGUGGAUUCCCAAUAACCCCACACGAUCAGUGGACGAUCAACCACAAGAUGAACCCUCGACAACUAGUUCAAUGAAUGCCGCCACCUUCGAAACGGUUGACGAUGGAGAUUCUGUUUCUGAUGCCGAUGCACUGUAUGAAAAUAACCAGAAAUUGGAAUUGGUCGCCGCUCUCAUUCGUCACAGAGAUUGGACAAACGCACAGGCCAUACUGGAUCGCUUCACCGGGUAUUGGGCCACCGCUUACAGACCACUGAAUCAUGCCAUUUGUGAAUUGUUGCAUUACCUGAUUGAACCACUCUAUGCGAAGGUGUGCCCACUUCCGUCAGGCAUGCAACGCAGUCGUCGUCGCGUGUUUGAUCUCCCUGUGGACAAGGCAGAUUCCGUCUCACAACGCCUGAGUAAGGAGAAUAUCAAACCAAUGGGUCGACAGCUUGGAAAACUUUCCCACAGCAAUCCUGGUCUUCUAUUCGAUCUUGUAGGUCACCGUUCCGAACCCCGUGUUCCAUGUCUCGUGAUUGGAAAUUUCGACUUGAUAUUUCAUUUGUACUACCUCUUGAACACGGUGCAGUUGUAUACUAACAUUAUUGGUCCGGUGGUGGAAGCAUUGAAAUAUGUCAGCAGUUUGGGCUAUGAUAUUCUCACAUUUUGUAUCAUAGAAGCGCUUGUUUCGGACGAAUCGAAAUUGGAGGAUGUUCAGUUCAGUCAGGGUUUACAAGCCUUGUCCACUUUCACCGGUCUGCUAUGUAAAAAGUAUCAGUUCGAUUUGGCCGGUAUAUUGCAAUACGUACUCAACCAGUUAAAAGCUGGUAAAAGCUACGACUUGCUGAUCCUCCGCGAAAUACUUCAUCGUAUGUCCGGUAUUGACGUGAUCGAAGAAAUGACCGAUGAACAGGUGGAAUCCAUGUCUGGAGGUGAACUGUUACUCCAGGAGGGCGGUUAUUACGCCCAGAUACGGAAUACGCGCAAAAAUGCCACUCGACUGAAGGAGGCUCUGAUGGAGCAUAAUAUGAUUAUGCCAUUCAUUUUUCUCAUGGCUCGGCAACGAGACGCAGUCCUGUUUCUCGACGAUCCCGAGCGACAUGUCAAACUGGCUGGUCGCCUUUACGAUCAGUGUCAGGGCACCCUGGUCCAGUUCAUCACGUUCCUCAGUUUGCAGCUCACACGGGAAGAAAUGCAAACUCAAUGUCUUCCGAUUGAACAAAUGAUGGGUGAAUUCCAUGUCCCGGCAGAUACCGCAUUUUGUCUGCAUCGUAGUGUGUUCGAACAAAAAGUCGCGCGUUUGUUCGAGAGCAAAGAAAAUGCCGAUGAAUUGAAAGUAACCGAGAAAUCCAAAUCCACCACGAAGUCCUUGUUCGCAAUUGCCUCACAGCAAAUUUGCUCUGAGAUUGCCCGCGCGAUCCGUCCUCUUUAUCCGAAUCGUGUGUGGGACGAUUUGGGCACGAAUUUUUUUGUGACAUUUUGGAGUUUGCAAUCCAGUGAUUUGGUUGUCCCCGAAGCAGCCUACCAGCGUCAAAUGCAACAACUGCGUGAACAAAUAAGCCAAAUUGACGCGGCCGUUAACGGUUGGACCUCAGCCAGAAAGAAACGCGAAGUUGAUCGUCUACAAGGCUUGAUCGAUCGAUUGGGUGCGGAGCAGACCGCACGAUUGGAGCAUGUCUCACGGGUUCGGGCCUGGCUGUUAGCCGAACGGGACACCUGGUUCCAGACACGUUCGGUCAACAAAGCGGACACGAUUACACAAUUUCUUCAGUUAUGUAUCUAUCCACGUGUGUGCUACACAACUGCGGAUGCAAUCUACGCGGCCCAGUUCAUGCAUGUAUUGCACCAGUUGAAAACCUCACGUUUCUCCACGCUGAUAUGCCUGGAUCGAAUUUUCAAUGACAUUACUUUACCAGUCAGUAUGUGUACGGAAGAUGAGGCGCAUCGGUACGGUCGGUUCUUAUGCGCCGUACUGGAACUGGUCAAUCGCUGGCAUGCAAGCGAGGAUGUGUACAAUCAGGAAUGUAGCCAAUUUCCCGGAUUUGUUACCGUAUUUCGUAAGGGUUCAGACGCGAACGACAAAGCGGAUCAGUUGGAAUUCGAAAAUUACCGUCACGUGGUCCAUAAGUGGCAUUAUCGAAUUACAAAAGCUAUUGUGGCCUGCCUCGAGUCGGGUAGCUACGUGCAAAUCCGUAAUGCCCUGAUCGUCCUCACCCGUAUGCUUCCGCAAUAUCCACGAAUUAUUCAGUUUGGCAGUGCUGUGGAACGCCGUGUGCUCAAGCUGAAAGACGAGGAGAAAGAUCGAAGACCUGAUUUGAAGGCUCUCGCGCUUAGCUACUCCGGGUUGAUUCGGUUUCGCAAGGACAAAUGGAUCAAUGAGGAGGAUUUCCAUGUGAAAGAGAAUAAACCGUUGCGAUCUGAACCGAUCUCCAGUGUCCGAAAUAGCGCUGCAAGCAGCAGCCACAACAGCAACGUUUCGUCCAAUCCGAACGCACACCCAGCGGUUUCCUCGCACCCGAGUCGGCCAAUUAUGUCUGCUAGUAACGCAGAUGGGCCGCAAUCCUCCACUCGCCCCAGUGCGACGGGCGGGCACGGGACUGCAAUGUCAAAUGGUACUCACGUGACCACCACGACUACUAGCAACAGCAGUGGUAGUGGCGGUCCUGAAUCAUCACAUGGCCCUGUAGUAUCGAAGCGGUCGGUCGGUCAUCCCACCGCACAAAGAACUGUUCCUAUCUCGAACGAAUCACGUGGUCGGCCUAGUCAACCUGGGGUUCCUGCUGUCCCAUCCGAACCGGCAAUCAAAACUGCACCGGCACCGGCCACAAUCCAAUCAUCCGCGCCCAAUCGAGUACAGUCCUCGCCAAACAAACAACGAGCUGUUUACCGCGCAGAAACAACCAAUCAGAGUCAAUCGAACGAGGUGAUCGCGACAACUGCAGUAACGUCGCCUGAGGAUCAGCAAAGUAUGGUAUCCAAACGGAGACGUAUGGAUCCGAGUACCGCAGCCAGCACUACCACAACUUCAGCACCGUCGGGUAAUGCAGCUGCGGCUAAGCCAGAUGAAGUCGGAGCCACUCGGAAAACUCGCAUAUCCAAUUCGGAAUUUCUGGAUCUCUCUGGCGGUGCGAAUUAA
Molecule: messenger RNA, 3477 nt
Organism: Echinostoma caproni
Lineage: Eukaryota; Metazoa; Platyhelminthes; Trematoda; Plagiorchiida; Echinostomatidae
Source: the annotation of a GenBank genome assembly